Porites lobata is the source of this 345-nucleotide messenger RNA. The record is from the annotation of a GenBank genome assembly. Lineage: Eukaryota; Metazoa; Cnidaria; Anthozoa; Scleractinia; Poritidae.
AUACAUGAACUGAUUAAGGAGGACGAUAGGAAUACACGGCUUUCACGAACUCAAAUUUCGGCCGAUUCUGAACAGGCCAAAAAGACCGGGCGUUAUGCGCUCUGGGACGAGGUUACGUUUAUUGACCGAGACCCUCACUGGUACUCUUGUAUAGUUAAGGAGGCUAUCCACAUAAGACUUCAACCUAACAAAGUCAACAGGGACAGUGGAAUUGAGAUUUCUGAAGCGUGGAUGCCUACAAUCAGACAACAUGACAACCGACCUCUACCACAGCGGACCACCGAGGGAUCAGUUUCUUCCUCUCACAAUACCAAUAAUACUUUGGACAGAAACCCACCAACCAUG